Molecule: messenger RNA, 1703 nt
Organism: Ilyonectria robusta
Lineage: Eukaryota; Fungi; Ascomycota; Sordariomycetes; Hypocreales; Nectriaceae
Exons: 1
Coding region: 101-1672 (523 amino acids)
Source: RefSeq, a predicted model, not a curated record
GACUGUUUACAAUCGCCCACCGACACCACACCGAGAACUGAUGAGCGUGUUCAUCAGGGAAUAUCUCGGGGAUUUUGCACUUCCUGAAUGAAAAGCGACCAUGCCUAACCAGCCCGAUGUAUUUGACAAGUUCCAGAGCACACUUGAACCGUUCAUAAAGCCGCGGGAACAGGUGAACUACAUCAGGCGCGUCCUAGCGCUCCACCUUGGGUCGUCUUGCUCACAAAAUGGCCCGAUCAAACAACCCGUGUCUCUCGUGGACAGCUCGCACGAUGUCACGGUGGGCCCCGAGCUGAAAGGGAUUCAAAGAGAGUACAUUGAAGCUCUGAAAGCUAACAUUGCUGCACGACGAAAGUACGCCGAUAUUGUGCAAGCCAAUCCUUCACGGCCAGACUCACCUAAAGAAUCACCUCCAAACAAUCUCGACAUUGUGGAGGAGCGGAUCGGCCUCCUCAAACUCCAGAGCAAACUAGAGAGAUUGUAUGCUGUCCAGAAAUACCUCGACCUCCUUAUCCAAAAACCAGCGGGCUCGGUGGAGUUCCUCGACCCCGAGGACAUGUUCUACAGCGCCGGAGAGCUUCCCAGCGUUCCCAAGGAGGUAGUCAACAGCCUCGUUGCCCAACAAAGUGCGGCAAAACCAGAUCUCAAGGGACAGGUGGCCCAGUUAGAGAAGACGGUGCUGCGGGCGAAGCUACUCAUGCGCCGCGAAGAACAGCUGCUUCGGGAUGCGAGGAGCAACGCUCAGGGCAUACCUGAUGUCAUCAGCAACGGGGCGAGGCUAGAUGCACUCAACGCGACCCGCAACGAACUCAUCACCUGGAUUGAGACGGAGCUUGGGAAGGCCUCGGGAGAAGACUUUGAGGGGGGUCUUGAUGGCAUCUCGAAAAGUCAAGACAGAAUGGCGGCAGAUAGCGCAGCCAUCAGCAGUCAGCUCGAAGUCAUCAAGGAAAAAUAUUCCCGGUACCUUGAUGCUAGACGAUCUCUUCUAUCGACAAUUGCCGAACGGCCUGGCGCAUCUCAGCCGCCUGUACUGAAAGCCCACGACCCUGCAAAACAACGAACUCUCGAAGCAGACCCAACUCCGAGCAACUACCUUCUCACGCCAUACAUCGAAACUCUUCUUUCUCUAUCGAGAAACCAAAGAGCCACGAUCACACAGAAGUCACACAUGAACUCGACACUCAGCAAUGAGACUAAGGAGGCUUGUCAGGUGCUCGAUCAUCUCGCUGAGGAAAGUCAACUCCUUCCGCAGCAUUCCGCAUCAGGGUCAUCUCGACGAAGGUCUGGCCUCGGAGAAAUCCUGGCUUCGACCUCGGAUCGUGCUGGAUUCACUGGCCGUAUUCAACCAUGGGUUUUUGCGGCGGACGCGGCCAAGAUUGCCACCCUCGAAACAGUGGCGGAGAAGGUUGAGGGUGGACAGGUAGCCCUGGAGAACUCUAUGAAGGCACUUCGGGAAAUCGAUCACCUGUUGGGACAGAAUCAAGUGGAUGAGUCGGAGCAAACCAAGGAAGAACCGGCGGAAGACGAUUUCUGGCUAGCCACGGGGACCAAAAACGCCACUGGCACGAGAAAGCAUACAAAAAAGGAGAAAGAGGCGAAAAAGGUGCCCAAGGAUGCUUGGUCUGGUCUACAUGGAAAUCUGGGCCUAAUCGGCCAUGGAGACGGAGCUUGAGAUGUUAAGACGGUGUAUUUUUAAACGCAGA